GGGCUAUCCCGGUGUGACCGCGCUGUCCCGGUGUGUCCGCGCUGUCCCGGUGUGCCGGGGCCGCUCGGGGCUGUCCCGGCGCUGGCGGUGGCAGCGGCCAUGUCGGUGUUCGUGACGCGGCGGAUCCCGGCCGAGGGGCUGCGGGUGCUGUCGCAGGCGAGCGGGUGCCGCGUGCAGCAGUGGGACUCGGAGGAGCCGGUGCCGCGGGCCGAGCUGCUGGCGGGCGUGGCGGGGACGCGCGGGCUGCUCUGCCUGCUCUCGGACCGCAUCGACCGCGAGGUGCUGGACGCGGCCGGGCCCGGCCUGAAGGUCAUCAGCACGUUGUCCGUGGGCUUUGACCACCUCGCCCUGGACGAGAUCAAGAAGCGGGGGAUCCGAGUGGGCUACACCCCCGACGUGCUGACCGACGCCACCGCCGAGCUGUCCGUGGCCCUGCUGCUGUCCGCCUGCCGCCGCCUGCCCGAGGCUGCCGAGCAGGUCAAGAGUGGCGGCUGGACAACCUGGAAGCCCCUGUGGAUGUGUGGGCAUGGCCUGUCCGACAGCACCGUGGGCAUCGUCGGGCUGGGCAGGAUAGGACAGGCAGUUGCCCGGCGCCUGAAGCCGUUUGGGGUCAGGAGGUUUCUGUACACCGGCAGCGGCCCGAAGCCAGAGAGCGCGGCAGAGUUUGGGGCUGAGUUUGUCCCGCUCACCAGGCUGGCCGAGGAGUCAGACUUCGUGGUGGUCACCUGUGCCCUGACGCCAGCCACCCAGGGCAUGUGCAACAAGGACUUCUUCGGCAGGAUGAAGAAAACUUCCGUGUUCGUCAACACAAGCAGGGGGGCUGUGGUGAACCAGGAGGACCUGUACGAGGCGCUGGCCCAGGGGCAGAUCGCAGCCGCCGGCCUGGACGUCACCACGCCGGAGCCGCUGCCUACUGACCACCCACUGCUGUCCCUCAGGAACUGCGUGAUCCUGCCUCACAUCGGGAGCGCCACGUACGCCACGAGGAGCGCCAUGGCCGUGCUGGCAGCCAAGAACCUGCUGGCCGGGCUGCGAGGGGAGCCCAUGCCCCACGAGCUGCAGCUGUGAUGGCCAGGCCCUGAUGGCCAGGCCCUGCUCCAGCGGCGCCGUGCCCGCGUCCCCUGCCCUGUGGUGGCCAGGAGCCAUUAAAGAGUAGCAGCCAA
This is a messenger RNA of Vidua macroura (Pin-tailed whydah), 1163 nucleotides long. RefSeq names its product glyoxylate and hydroxypyruvate reductase (gene GRHPR). The record is from RefSeq and is a predicted model, not a curated record. The transcript has 9 exons. The coding region runs from base 100 to 1068 and encodes 322 amino acids. Lineage: Eukaryota; Metazoa; Chordata; Aves; Passeriformes; Viduidae. Gene Ontology annotation, cellular component: cytosol. Gene Ontology annotation, molecular function: NAD binding; hydroxypyruvate reductase [NAD(P)H] activity; hydroxypyruvate reductase (NADH) activity.